AUGAAUGAAACAUCGAUUAUAAGCGAACAAUGGCUUAAUGAAAUUCAAUUUGGUAAUGUAGGUGCAGCUCUAUUUAUCAUAGCUUAUAUUGGUUUCUAUGGGUUUGGAAUCAUGUCUUUUUUUAUUCAACAAUUAAAAGAAACUCAACGACAACGUUCUGAUUUACCAGCAUAUUUUUUAAAAACACUUUGGGAUGUGCCAAGUAAAAAUAAACUUUAUGAAGAAUUAGCUGAUGUUGAACGUUUAAAACGAAUAUUUCGUUGUUAUUUUACGGAUCAUGAGUCGUAUACGACAAUAACAAAUGAUGAACUCCAAGCUAUUGUUGACGAACGUGCAUAUGCAUGUGCUUUAAAAUAUCGAGAAAAAUUGCGUCGUCUUCAUUUAUCACAUACAGAUUAUUAUUUAGAUACAAUUCACCGUCUAUCUCAUAUUGGUACUGAUGUUCAAGAACAAGUUUCAAAAUCAAUAACAUCAACACGUACAUCUAAUAUGAAAACAAGUAUUGAAUAUUUAAAAGAAGAAGAUUCUGAUGAUCAUUUAUUGUCCAUAUCUGUUGUUUAA
This is a messenger RNA of Rotaria sp. Silwood2, 561 nucleotides long. Lineage: Eukaryota; Metazoa; Rotifera; Eurotatoria; Philodinida; Philodinidae. The record is from the annotation of a GenBank genome assembly.